AUGGACGUGCAGGUGCGGCGGAGCUUCGUGAUACCCGCGCCGGCGUCGGAGCCAUCGACGGAGGUGCCGCUGACGGUGUUCGACCUCGUGGCGCCCACCUACCACGUCACGGUGCUGUUCGCCUAUGCCGCGCCCAACCCCACCAACGCGGCGCUCCUCGACGCGCUCGCCGCCACGCUCCCGCGCUUCCUGCUCCUCACCGCGCGCCUCGUCGCCGACGACGACCGCCGCCCGUUCUUCGUCUCGGGAAGGGCGGGGCGGGCGCGCUCGUGGUCGAGGCCACGGUGGCGUCCGCGCUCAGACCACCUCCCGCUCGCGCCCGCGCCGGAGCUCGCGAGCCUGCACGUGCCGGUCGGCGGCGGCGGCGAUGGCGACGCGUUGUUGCCGCUGCACCUGCUCAUGCUCCAGAUCAACCGCUUCGCGUGCGGGGCCUCGUCAUCGCCUCGUCCGCGCACCACCAGGCCGCCGACGGCUACCCAUGUCCACCUUCUUCCACGAGUGGGCCGACGCCGUCCGCGCCAGCAACAACGGCGCGCUACUACUACUAAGCCACCACUCGACUACGUCGGCGGCGGUCUGCUACCACCGGCGCCGUACGGGCCGAGCGCCAUCGUGCCGCGCCGCCCGCCGCGGUGCGAGUUCGAGCACCGCGGCACCGAGUUCCUGCGCCCGAGGACGCCGCCGCCGGCAGGCCCGCGCCGGUCCGGGUGGACCCUUCGGAGAUCGCCAACGUGCUGCUGCACCUCCCGAGCGAGUUCGUGGCGGCGCUCAAGGAGAACGCCACCGCGCCGCAGAUGA
Molecule: messenger RNA, 798 nt
Organism: Miscanthus lutarioriparius
Lineage: Eukaryota; Viridiplantae; Streptophyta; Magnoliopsida; Poales; Poaceae
Source: the annotation of a GenBank genome assembly